AUGGCGUCCGGAAGAAUUUCAAGCACCCUUCUUCAAACGAAUGUUGUCGACUACGUCCGGGAAGGAAGCCGGGUAGCCUCAAGAUAUGGGUCUCAAACCGCGGAACAGGUGCAAAAAGCUGUCAUGGAACACGGUUCUAAAGCUGCUGCCGUGGUUGGUACAUUUGCGGUCGAAAACCCCGUUCUCACUGGCCUCACCGUUCUUGGUGUUUCUGUGGUUGCUGCACCAGGUAUUUUCUCUACGUCGCUGUUAUCUGCUGCGGGCUUCGGAGCCGGUGGUGUCCAAGCUAGUUCUGUGGCUGCCACCAUUCAAGGCGGAAUCGGAAACGUCGUCGCGGGAUCGCCCUUCGCGAUUGCUCAAAGCGCGGGCGCCGGAGGUUAUGGAGCAGCAAUUGUGAACGGAAUUGCUCAGCUGUGUGGAGGUGUCAUGGCUUCUGGCAGUGCGGGAAUAGCAUGGAUCAGAUCGACGUAG
Molecule: messenger RNA, 471 nt
Organism: Rhinocladiella mackenziei CBS 650.93
Lineage: Eukaryota; Fungi; Ascomycota; Eurotiomycetes; Chaetothyriales; Herpotrichiellaceae
Exons: 3
Coding region: 1-471 (156 amino acids)
Cellular component (GO): membrane
Source: RefSeq, a predicted model, not a curated record